CCCUCAUCGAAUGAGUUUAGUGAUUUCGUAAGGUACUAGUCGUGUGCAGAGUAUUGAAGCGAAACUUUUGUCUUUUCUGUGUCCAUGAAUACUUUCCAACGGGAAGACGAUUUCUCGGUUUUUAAAAGCCAAAGUGUUAUCCAUCUCACGCAAAGUGGUAUAAGAUUCGAAGGCUCCGGUGCCCACCUUCAUACGUGCUGAUUCCUCCCUGUCAGGUUUUCGACAACCAUUCACAAAACUUUGAAGACGAGGCUUUGGACGAUGCGUGUUGGUUUCCUGGGUUUGGGGUUCAUGGGUACUCCGAUGGCCCUGAACCUCGCUCACAAAUUCCCACUGACUGUGUGGAACCGGACUGCUUCCAAAUACCCGGCGCUCACACAAGCUGGUGCUAAGAUCGGCGAUACACCGGCGGCGGUGGCUCAUCAAUCUGAUGUGAUCUUCACGAUGCUGUUCGACGGCCCGGCGUUAAUCUCGAUUUUCAACAACGACUUUAAAUCGGCACUCCGCGGCAAAAUUUUGAUAAACACGAGCUCGAUCCCGUUAGAAGUCAGCAAACAAGUAGCGGACCAUGUUCACCAAGCGGGAGGCAAAUUCCUCGAAAUGCCGGUCAGCGGCAGCAAAAUCCCGGCGGAGCAAGGCAAAUUAGUGGGUCUCAUGGCCGGCGAUCCGGCCGUCGCGGAGAGGAUGCGGGCAGUGGUGGAGCCGCUUACCACCGCUGCCGUGUAUUGCGGACCAAUCGGCUCAGGCCUGAAGACCAAGUACGCGGUCAAUCUCUACCUCAACACCAUGACGGUCGCUCUUGCAGAGUCGUUCAGUCUCGCUCGGGCGCAGGGCCUCGAUCUCGAUGCUUUCGGGCAGGUACUCGACGCCGGACCCAUGGCUUCCGCAUAUUCGAAGAUCAAGGUCGCCAAGAUUGUCAAUGAGGAUUGGAAUCCACAAGCAUCUAUGAAGGAUUGCUACAAUAGCAUGCAACUCAUCACAGAAGCCACGAAGCGGGCGAACGUCCAGUCGCCUCUGGCAGAGUUGUGUCGUUCGAUCUACGGACAGGCGAGCGAUGGCGGCCUGAGCGAGCAGGAUAUGAUUGCGGUGUACAAAAUCUUUCAACCAACCCCAUUUUCGGAAACGAAUGUAAGGAAUACCUGAAAGUGCUCAGACAAAGGAAGGGUUGAUCUCUGUGCAUAAGUUUCAUAAAUCUCGUUGGACUGUUGAUACCAACAGUUCAUCUAAGGAGGGUUGACCUGUCAUAUUUGUGUUCUACGCUCUAUUUUUGUGA
This is a messenger RNA of Colletotrichum acutatum, 1273 nucleotides long. Its product is annotated as putative NAD binding NADP oxidoreductase coenzyme F420-dependent. The transcript has a single exon. The coding region runs from base 262 to 1143 and encodes 293 amino acids. The record is from RefSeq and is a predicted model, not a curated record. NCBI's taxonomy places the organism in Eukaryota, Fungi, Ascomycota, Sordariomycetes, Glomerellales, Glomerellaceae. Gene Ontology annotation, molecular function: oxidoreductase activity, acting on the CH-OH group of donors, NAD or NADP as acceptor; NAD binding; NADP binding.